Messenger RNA from Marmota flaviventris (yellow-bellied marmot), 1640 nucleotides. Lineage: Eukaryota; Metazoa; Chordata; Mammalia; Rodentia; Sciuridae. The record is from RefSeq and is a predicted model, not a curated record.
UUUCGUGGCUUGGUCUUUUCCUGCAGUCACUACCCGGUCACAUUUGGUGCCCAGCAGAGGAAACAGUGACAGACCUGGAGGCUGCAGUUCUCUGUCCUUCACACAGCUCUUUCACUAUGCCUGGGUCACUUCCUUUGAAUGCAGAAGCUUGUUGGCCAAAAGAUGUGGGAAUUGUUGCCCUUGAGAUCUAUUUUCCUUCUCAAUAUGUUGAUCAAGCAGAAUUGGAAAAAUAUGAUGGUGUAGAUGCUGGAAAGUAUACCAUUGGCUUGGGCCAGGCCAGGAUGGGCUUCUGCACAGAUCGAGAAGAUAUCAACUCUCUUUGCCUAACUGUGGUUUAGAAUCUAAUGGAGAGAAAUAACCUUUCUUAUGAUUGCAUUGGACGGUUAGAAGUUGGAACAGAGACAAUCAUUGACAAAUCAAAGUCAGUGAAGACUAAUUUGAUGCAGCUAUUUGAGGAGUCUGGGAAUACAGAUAUAGAAGGAAUAGAUACAACUAAUAUGUGCUAUGGAGGCACAGCUGCUGUCUUCAAUGCUGUUAACUGGAUUGAGUCCAGCUCUUGGGAUGGACGGUAUGCCCUGGUAGUUGCAGGAGAUAUUACAAUAUAUGCCACAGGAAAUGCCAGACCUACAGGUGGAGUUGGAGCUGUAGCUUUGCUGAUUGGGCCCAAUGCUCCUUUAGUUUUUGAACGAGGGCUUCGUGGAACACAUAUGCAACAUGCCUAUGAUUUUUACAAGCCCGAUAUGGUCUCUGAAUAUCCUAUAGUCGAUGGAAAACUCUCCAUACAAUGCUACAUCCGUGCCCAGUGGCAGAAAGAGAGAAAUGAUAAAGAUUUUACCUUAAAUGAUUUUGGCUUCAUGAUCUUUCACUCACCAUAUUGUAAACUGGUUCAGAAAUCUCUAGCUCGGAUGAUGCUGAAUGACUUCCUUAAUGACCAGAACAGAGAUAAAAAUACUAUCUACAGUGGCCUGGAAGCUUUCGGGGAUGUUAAAUUAGAAGAUACUUACUUUGACAAAAAGGCAUUUAUGAAGGCUAGUUCUGAACUCUUUAAUCAGAAAACAAAGGCAUCUUUGCUUGUAUCAAAUCAAAAUGGAAAUAUGUAUACAUCCUCAGUAUAUGGUUCCCUUGCUUCUGUUCUAGCCCAGUACUCUCCUCAGCAAUUGGCAGGGAAGAGGAUAGGAGUGUUUUCUUAUGGUUCUGGUUUGGCUGCCACCCUGAACUCUCUUAAAGUUACACAAGAUGCCACACCAGGGUCUGCUCUUGAUAAAAUAACAGCAAGUUUAUGUGAUCUUAAAUCAAGGCUUGACUCAAGAACUUGUGUAGCACCAGAUGUCUUUGCUGAAAGCAAGAAGCUCAGAGAGGACACUCAUCACUUGGCCAAUUAUAUACCCCAGUGUUCAAUAGAUUCACUCUUUGAAGGAACAUGGUACCUAGUUAGAGUGGAUGAAAAGCAUAGAAGAACGUACGCUCGUCGCCCCUCUCCAAAUGAUGACACUUUGGGUGAAGGAGUAGGACUUGUGCAUUCAAAUACAGCAACUGAGCAUAUUCCAAGCCCUGCUAAGAAAGUGCCAAGGCUCCCUGCAUCAGCAGCAGAACCCGAAGUAGCUGUCAUUAGUAAUGGGGAACAUGAAGAUACUCUGUGA